Cercocebus atys (sooty mangabey) is the source of this 3426-nucleotide messenger RNA. It is a transcript of the gene B3GNTL1, whose product is annotated as UDP-GlcNAc:betaGal beta-1,3-N-acetylglucosaminyltransferase-like 1. The transcript is spliced from 13 exons. Lineage: Eukaryota; Metazoa; Chordata; Mammalia; Primates; Cercopithecidae. Bases 144 to 1439 code for a protein of 431 amino acids. The record is from RefSeq and is a predicted model, not a curated record.
CUGGAGGUGCUUUCUUGUCAUGUGUGUUGCCAGCUUUUCCGUUCUGCGCUUGGGUAGUUCCCAGUUUUGAGCUCUGACGACACCGCUACCCUCGGUGGCCGUGAAGAUUGAGCUCUGCUGGGUUGACGCUGUGUGUGUCUGUCAUGGGAUGUGCACCCACUCUGGUGUUGGGGAUGCUGGCCGCACACUCAGCUCGUCACAGAGAUGCACGCCAAGAUAAUCACCCUCCAAGCGUCCAGCCCAGUGACCUCCAGCCCGUCACACACACGCAAACCACCUGCCGAGUGUCCAGCCCCCAACUUCCCCCUUGUGACUGGACCCUGACUUUCAUCAGAGUAAACUCUACAGACUUCCUUCCAGGGUCGGAUACUCUAAAAAUCAAGCAGUUGCCCAGAGCUCAGGGUCUUACCUUUGCUUUUUGGAUUCGGUCUGUACCUGGAAGUGGAAUUGCCAGGUCCAGGGGCGCGGAAGACGGAUACCUGCAGACGCCGGCACUGUCGCCGGCUCCAGCGCUCAGAAUUCCAGGGGUUCACUUUCCUGGCUGGGCAGGAGUGAAGGGGGCCUCACCGCGCCUGGAUUUACACUUGCUGGUCACGGGUCACGAACUCAUGGAAAGUUUCAAGGAUACCGCAAAGAACGUUUUGUUCUCCCUGAGCCAUUGGCCUAGGCCACCAGCCUCGUGCGUGUCAUCCCAAGAUGACGUCAUGAUGCCCCAGCGGGUGAGGCUGCAACACCAGGCUGCGGUUCAGCACCCGUCGAGCAUCGUCGGUUGCCAAGUGAGGAGAGAUCCCCCUAACUCCACCGAACGAUACACACGUUGGAUCAACCAGCUGACGCCUGAGCAGCUCCUGACGCAGGUUUUCACCGCAAAUGGUCCAACGGUGAUCAUGCCCACCUGGUUCUGUUCGCGGGCGUGGUUUUCCCACGUGGGCCCCUUUGACGAGGGAGGUCAGGGCGUCCCGGAGGACCUGUUGUUCUUCUACGAGCACCUCAGGAAGGGCGGCGGCGUCAUCCGCGUGGACCAGAGCCUCCUGCUGUACCGAUACCACCCGCGGGCGGCCACGCACUCCGUCCUUGAGACGACCGUCUGGACCCACCGCGUCCGUUUCCUGGAAGAGCAGGCCCUUCCCCGCUGGGCAGCCUUCACCAUCUGGAACGCCGGCAAGCAGGGGCGCCGGCUGUACCGCAGCUUGACCGCCGCCAGCCAGCGCAAGGUGGUGGCCUUCUGUGACGUGGACGAGAACAAGAUCAGGAAAGGCUUCUAUUGCCACGAGGACUCUCAGGAAAGACCCAAGCCCCGAAUCCCCAUCCUGCACUUCCGAGCCGCCCGGCCACCCUUCGUCAUCUGCGUGAAGCUGGACCUCACAGGGGGCGCCUUUGAGGACAACCUGAGGUCGCUGCACUUGCAGGAGGGCCAGGACUUCCUUCACUUCAGCUGACGGACCCACGGCAGCUGCUCCCAGAAGCCACUUGUUCCCUCCAUCCUCAGUGCAUCCCAGGCCGGCAGGAGCUUCGUGAGCUGCAGGCAUAGCAACGGUGCACCCCAGUUCCACACCCAGCAGGCGCAACCACAGAGUCUCGUGUGUGCUGACCACAGGAGCCGAACCUUUUCCACCGUGUGGACUCAUGUGGUCAAGGCUGGGCCUGGUCACCCAGGACCCUCACCACGUGACCCCAGCCAAUCGAGGGGACAGUUCGAGGAGGAGGAGACCCCAAUUACACAGGUUGGAAUAAAAUGUUUAAAUCUCGUAAAAAUGUAACACAAGGCUCUUUUAAGGGAUAAAGACUAUUGGCCACCAGGUCAAGCACAAGAACGGUAGUGUGUUAACCCCACACUCCUGUGUGGCCAGGUCAUCACACACAUUCCGUGAACAGCUGUCUGCUAAACAGACAGCAUGAACUGUCACAGUCCUGGCCUUGUGGUCCUGGUGACCUCACAAGUGAAAACCACGACUGAGCCUUGCCUCACAGAUGCAGGCGGCAUCUCCCAGUUCUGGGCCUGCCCAUGUUCCUGUGUCCAGACCCCAUCCCCACCUGAGAGAGCAGGCCGGGGAGCCACCCCAGUCUACACCACGCACAUGGCACCCCUGGGCUCUUCACCCAGGGAAAGUGCUGCUCACCCAAGCCCUUGGGCCUCUGAGUGGCCACACCUAAGGCUGCUUUGGUGCUGCUGGCGGUGGGGCGGUGGUUCUGCACCUCCAGCCCUGUGAGCACAGCACAGGUCCCAGGUAGAUGGGUGUGGGUUGCUACCACAGUGAAAUUUUUAUACACGUUCCCCUCACCAGCUUUGGGAUGGAUCAGCAUGAGCUCAAACACCGAGACAAAGGUAGCCUCCUGCCCUUUGCUUAAAAACCCAAGUGUAGACUCUGUCCAGGCUCUCCAAAGCCAGUGUAAUCGUUUCAGGAAUUGUAUUUCCCGCAUUAUUGUAGAGGCACACAUUGGACUCUGACAAUUCCCCUUGCAGCAGACAUUUGUGAAGCUGCUGGUCUGCACACCCAUCAACCAGUGACCCCUGCACUGCAGGGGGACCACAUGCACGAUGCUCACGUGUGCACAGGCGGGAGGACAGCACCCCCACCAGGCAGAUGGUCCCAGAAACAGCAUCUGCGCAGCACUCCAGACCAUGCCUGCCACCAGGGCUUGUCAGUUCUCUGGCCAUUUGAACCUCUGAUUUAACAUUCAUUUCUCUCCAAGACUGGGCAGACCACCAGCUGUGGCCAGACGUCUCCCACAGCAGGGACAGCACCAGGCGAGAAGGGGGCCUGGUCUCCAGGCAGGAGGAGUGGAACCCAACCCCCUCUGGCUGACCCCUGGGCAGUGAGCCCCUCCAUCACCCUACACGCAUCAGGCUCAGAGACAAAAGGCAGGAACUUCUUGGUACAUGAUUUUAUAGGAAGCACAUCUGUGUUCAAGUGAAGGCAGAGGCAUCCACCCCAGGUCAUUAGGGCAGGUGCAGAGAGGAAAAGCUGUCAGCUGGUGCCAGCCUCCGAGGGCCAGUGCUACCCUUCAACAGCUGGAGGCACCACCGUGCCAGGCUUUCCACACCGGCCUCCCUCAGGAACAAGACAUCCCCACCAGGCAGGGGUAAGGUACGGGCUCCAGGACUGGCUUCAGCAGGCGUGAGGCUGCAGAAGAGACAGGACAAGCUCAGGCUGGUCAGCUCCAUCACACACCAUUCCCAGCCAGGGGACCCUCGCCUCUCUGGGCCCUGUGUGGGGACUGACACUGGGUUCCUGCAGGAAACUAUUUGUGCCGUUUCCCCACACGCGGGAGCCUGAGCUAUGUGGCUGACAGGCGCUCAUGACUAACGUGUCCUCGGAACGGCACCCCGUCUGGGGAGCGGGAAGAGAGGUUCACUGCACUGCUCUUAACCUGCAUUCACACGUUUGAAAUUUUUCCUAAUAAAAAUGUAAAAAGCACAUUUAA